Molecule: messenger RNA, 1231 nt
Organism: Acanthisitta chloris (rifleman)
Lineage: Eukaryota; Metazoa; Chordata; Aves; Passeriformes; Acanthisittidae
Gene: SLC2A13
Product: solute carrier family 2 (facilitated glucose transporter), member 13
Exons: 8
Biological process (GO): transmembrane transport
Cellular component (GO): membrane
Molecular function (GO): myo-inositol:proton symporter activity
Source: RefSeq, a predicted model, not a curated record
GUACAUGCUGGGCCUGUCGGCUGUUCCAGCAGUUAUACAGUUUCUUGGAUUCCUCUUUCUUCCCGAAAGUCCCCGCUGGCUCAUUCAGAAAGGCCAGACACAGAGAGCACGGAGAAUUCUGUCUCAAAUGCGUGGCAACCAGGCAAUCGAUGAGGAGUACGACAGUAUCAAAAACAACAUUGAAGAAGAAGAAAAAGAAGUUGGAGCAGCUGGACCUGUGAUCUGCAGAAUGCUAACAUACCCUCCAACUCGAAGAGCCUUAAUUGUGGGUUGUGGUCUGCAGAUGUUUCAACAACUGUCAGGGAUUAACACCGUCAUGUACUACAGUGCUACCAUUUUGCAGAUGUCAGGAGUGGAAGACGACAGGCUUGCAAUCUGGCUGGCUGCACUGACAGCAUUUAUAAACUUCAUUUUCACUCUUGUGGGAGUCUGGCUCGUUGAAAGGAUGGGUCGCCGGAAACUUACACUUGGUAGCUUAGCAGGUACUGCUGUAGCACUCAUUAUCCUAGCUUCGGGAUUUUUGCUAUCAGCUCAGGUCUCGCCAAGAAUCACACUUAAUCCACCAGAUCCUUCACAUCAAAACUCUACCUGCACAAAAUACAGUUAUUGUAAUGGCUGUAUGUUAGAUCCAGACUGUGGUCUCUGCUACAAAUUGAAUAAAUCAAGUGUUGUUGAGUCCUCAUGCAUUCCUGUUGAUAAAGAUUCCACAAUGAAAGCUGCUUGGGGCAGGUGUUCAAAUGAAACAGUAUUCAAAAAGGAAGAUUUGUUUUGGGCAUACAAUUUCUGCCCCACUCCGUACUCUUGGACAGCACUUCUGGGCCUUAUUUUGUACUUGGUUUUCUUUGCACCUGGCAUGGGUCCUAUGCCCUGGACUGUCAAUUCUGAAAUCUACCCCCUUUGGGCUAGAAGUACCGGGAAUGCAUGUUCUUCUGGAGUCAACUGGGUUUUCAAUGUGCUGGUGUCCCUGACGUUCCUGCAUACAGCUGAGUACCUGACCUACUAUGGAGCCUUCUUCCUCUACGCAGGGUUUGCUGCCUUGGGACUAGUUUUCAUCUACGGCUGCCUGCCCGAGACUAAAGGCAAAAAACUAGAGGAAAUUGAAUCUUUGUUUGAAAACAGGCUAUGUACAUGUGGUAUGUCAGAUUCUGAUGAAGGGAGGUAUAUCGAGUAUAUUCGGGUGAAGGGAAGUAAUUACCAUCUUUCUGACAAUGAUGCUUCUGAUGUGGAAUAA